GUAUAUGCCUCUUUGAUUCAUUCAAACAGCACUGGUCCAGACAGACAGACGGUCCAUACCGGUCCGACCCGGGACAAAUACCCGCUCCGACUCUCAGAAACGUGACAGAAGCUGCAGGAUGUUGAGCAAAAACACACCUGUUGACCGGGGUCAGGCCGUAGGCGCCAUCAUCUUCGUGCUCGGUCUGGGGACUCUGCUGCCCUGGAACUUCUUCAUAACGGCGUCUCAGUAUUUCAACGAGCGCCUCACACUACCUAACAUCACCGCUAAUGGCACAUCAAGUGUUCCGACUAAAGACUACAAUUAUGACAGCUGGAUGGCGUUGCUUUCCCAGCUGCCCCUGCUGCUGUUCACCCUGCUCAACUCUUUCGUGUAUCAGUGGGUGAAAGAGCGCCUCCGUGUGGCCUUCAGCCUCGUCGCCAUAUUCCUCUUAUUCACCCUCACGGCUGCUCUGGUCCAGGUCCCCAUGCAGCCGGACACCUUCUUCUCUGUCACUAUGGCAACCAUCUGGUUCAUCAACACGUUCAGUGCCGUGCUGCAGGGCAGUCUGUUCGGCAUGGUCGGCCUGUUUCCUUCUCGUUACAGCACUCUGUUCAUGAGCGGUCAGGGUCUGGCCGGGACCUUCGCUGCUCUGGCGAUGCUCUGCUCCCUCCUCAGUAAAUCCACUGGUAACGCAGAUGAAAAAUCGUCUCCGUUGGGAUACUUCAUCACUCCAUGUGUGGCCACGCUGGUGACUCUGUUCUGUUACCUGCUGCUGCCGCACCUGGAAUUUGCUCAUUUUUAUCUGAACAGAAGUCAGAAUCAGGUCGUCACAGAGAAAAAUGGUUUGAACAAAGACAUGGAGGCCAACGGGAUGACUGUCAGUGAUCCAGAGGAGAGUCAGGAACGCUCGUCUGUCUUCGCCGUCUUCAAAAAGAUCUGGCUGAUGGCUCUGUGUGUGACGUGUGUGUUCGCUGUCACCCUGGCGGUGUUUCCUGUCAUCACAGUCCGCGUGAGGACUGUUUACAAGGACAACGCUGCCUGGGAUAAAGUUUUCACCUGCGUUUGCUGCUUCAUUGUUUUCAAUGUCAUGGACUUCCUCGGCCGCAGCGCCCCGUCGAUCAUCCAAUGGCCGUCGAAGGAGAGCUCUCUGUUUCCUGCUGCCGUGUUGUCUCGUCUGGUCUUCAUCCCUCUGCUCAUGAUAUGUAACGUCCAGAACUCCAAACUCACCGUUGUCCUCAGUCACGACUGCGCCUUCGUCACCGUCAUGGCCCUGUUCUCCUUCUCCAACGGAUACUUGGCGAGCCUCUGCAUGUCCUACGCUCCACAGUUGGUGCGUUUGAAGGACUGCGAGACAGCCGGCUCUCUGAUGACCUUCUUCCUGGUUCUGGGUCUGGCAGUGGGAGCGUCGUUCUCCUUCCUGCUGGGAACACUGGUGUAGAUGACUGACAGGCUGCAGCCCACAGGGACACAUAUGACUACGUAAAACUUUAUUGACCCCUCAUUGGGAAAUUUGGUUGGAAUCAAACAAGGUGAAGAACGAACGGUGAAGUUUCAUCCGGUUAGAAGUAAAAUAUAGGUCACAAAUUAAAGCACUUUGAGUAAUGAUCAUAAGUUUGUUUACAUAUUUCCCACUUUUAGUCCCAUUACUAGUUAUGGAAAAUCUACAUGGAAAUCCAUACACACAGUUUAUGUAUUUGAAAAUCUAUUUGUACUGAUAAGAUGAGGUGAAGUUUAUUUCAACAAGGCAACUCAAAGUGCUUUACAUCAAACUUAAACAGACUUUAUAAAAACACAUUUCAAUAGGAUUUCAAUACGAUAGAACUAAAAUACAUAAAACAGGAGAAUAAAAAUGAA
Molecule: messenger RNA, 1836 nt
Organism: Thunnus maccoyii (southern bluefin tuna)
Lineage: Eukaryota; Metazoa; Chordata; Actinopteri; Scombriformes; Scombridae
Product: equilibrative nucleoside transporter 2-like
Exons: 13
Coding region: 119-1420 (433 amino acids)
Biological process (GO): thymine transport; nucleoside transmembrane transport; adenine transport
Cellular component (GO): basolateral plasma membrane; plasma membrane
Molecular function (GO): nucleoside transmembrane transporter activity
Source: RefSeq, a predicted model, not a curated record